UUGCAUCGUAAUGGCAGACAAGAUAUUCCGCAUCUUCAACCCGAGAGAGCCAAAGGCCGACCCCGUGGAGAAAAGGCGUGCCCAACUGCGACGUGCCCAGCAAUCUUAUCGGGACCGCAAGGACAAGUACACCAAGGCCCUCGAGUUUGAGCUUGCAAGGGCUCGGAAGAGUGAGGCCGACUUGACGUCUGAGGUCGAGCAGCUUCAAGAGAAGGUCCGGAUACUGACGACUCUCUUGUCUCAACAUGGCAUUCCCCUUCCCGGCGAAUGUGAUGGCAGCUGGAUGCCGUCUCCUGAAGAAGAUGUACUGCCCUUAGACACGCUUCAACUCACCUCCCGCAAUAUCAAGACAGCGCAUGGACGGACACAGGGAACCGACGCUGCCUCAAGAGAUACAUGGGCAGUCUUUGCGGAAAAGGCGGCAAGCCCGGACACUUUCUGGACUGAUGAGAAUCUCACGUACCUGCAUCAGCACGGCUCAGAUCACAUCUCCCGAGACAACGGUCCGCCGCCACUCCCAGCUCAUGUGCCGACAGCCACGGCCACAGCCCCCCUAGGUGACCCCAGCGGCAAGACUCGCCUCUCCGAGCUCGAUGUCACAACCGUCGGGAUGGAGUUUGUGCUGACCCUAGAGAGCCCUUGCCUGGGCCACAUACACGGCAAUCCCAAAAAGCCACACGAGCCAAGCGGCCAUGCUUUGACCACUACAUCUCAGCUGCACUCAUGCUUGUCUCUGCCACCCAUCGACCCUGAGAAUCCGGUGCCUCCGUCGUACCAGAACGCGCCGGCGGCUGUGCUUGAGCGGCUGCUGAACCUUGCGCCGAGUGUAUCAGGAGAUGGCGAUGUGACGCCGAUACAGGCGUGGCAUUAUAUUCGCAAGCAGCCGUUCUUUGGCGGUUUCGAGAUGCAGAGCAUCAUUAGGCUGGCGGAGAGACUGCGUGAUGCAGCGAAAUGCCAUGGUUUCGGUGCUGCGGUUCAGACGGGUGUCUUUGAGUCGGCGGUGAGAGAAGUUCUCUAUCCCGUGUCUAGAAUGUUAUCCUGA
Messenger RNA from Trichoderma citrinoviride, 1042 nucleotides. RefSeq lists its product as hypothetical. The transcript has 5 exons. Gene Ontology annotation, cellular component: RNA polymerase II transcription regulator complex. Lineage: Eukaryota; Fungi; Ascomycota; Sordariomycetes; Hypocreales; Hypocreaceae. Gene Ontology annotation, molecular function: transcription cis-regulatory region binding; DNA-binding transcription activator activity, RNA polymerase II-specific. The record is from RefSeq and is a predicted model, not a curated record. Bases 11 to 1042 code for a protein of 343 amino acids.